Molecule: messenger RNA, 1725 nt
Organism: Brassica napus (rape)
Lineage: Eukaryota; Viridiplantae; Streptophyta; Magnoliopsida; Brassicales; Brassicaceae
Exons: 4
Coding region: 1-1725 (574 amino acids)
Source: RefSeq, a predicted model, not a curated record
AUGGUUUCUUCUUCGGGUAUGAGAAAGUAUCGUCGUCGUUUGUAUGAGGUUGGGAAAACCCCAGUUCAGAGUAGGAGCAUGAACCAUAGUUGUUAUCUCUCCAACAUUCAAACCGUGAGAGAAGAACUUGGGGAAGAUGUUUGGUCUGAGUUGAGGGAAUCAGCUAUUGGAGUUAUUGUGAAGCUGAAAGAGCUGCAUUAUAUUUGGUCUGCGAAAGUUGUUCACCAUUUCCUUGCCAAUCAAUUGGCAAUCGAGAGCAGUCAUGAGAUUUGGUCUUUGAUAGAUGAUUCUAUGCCAUUGCGUUUCUCUUUGUAUGAGUUUGGAGAGAUUACAGGUCUGAAUUGUGAUCCUUUCGACAAGCAUGACGUUUGGGAUGUGGAUCAUCAAGAGUUUUGGCUGGAGAUGAACGUUCGGACAUCAGAUGGACCUACAUUGCAAGAGUUGCAAGCCAUAUUCCCGAUUUGCAGAAACUGGCCUCGAGAGAAGCGAGUGAUGAUUGGAUUGUUGUGUCUGCUAUCCAUUGGCAUAUUUGGCAUUUCAAGCAACAGCAGAACUCCUUUGCAUUUUGCUAAAUGGGUGAUGGACACUGCAGCUUUCCAGCGAUAUCCAUGGGGCCGUGUUGGAUUUAGCAGCCUUGUCGAGUCCAUUAAAGUACUCACAUAUGAAGCAAAGAAGAGUUACACGCUUCACGGCUGUGUUCAUGCACUCUUAAUAUGGAUUUAUGAGUGUGUCCCUGGUUUAGGAGAUAUAUAUGGGAAUAGGAUUGAGGGAGCUGAUGUUCGUGUGAGGCAUAUGAUUAUGAAGCCAGUGGAGGAUAUAUAUCCGAAGUGGGACAAUGAUAAAAUAUAUACUGAUCUGGAUAACAUGAUAAAAGACAUCUUUAAUGGUCAGCUAAAUGAGAAGUUUUGGGAUGCAAUGCCCACUACCAAAUGCCAGAAGAGAAAAAAUGGUGUUGCCGCAUCUGUUGUUCCAAACCAGAGGCCUUCUACUAAGCGAAGAAAAGACAAAGAACCUGCUGAUGGAGGUGAAGCAUCUGAUAUGGCUGCAGAUCACAACGUCGCCAUAAGUGGGUUAGCUGACUUGGUUAAAAUCCUCACUGCCAAAAUAGAAGGCAUCGAUGGUAGUGUAGCUGACAAGGUUACUAAAGCAUUAGAUGCUACUAUUGACUCUAAGGUGGAAGCACGACUGCGAGUAUAUGAGUCUGACUUACGGAAGCAGAUUGCAAAAUUAGAGGCACAAAUAAAUGAUAGUAAAAACAACGCUGAUGUGAACAUUGCUCCUGAUGUCGCCACCUCCAAGGCGUAUGAGGAUGAGGAUGAGGAUGAUGGUGCUUGUAGCAAUGACUUGUCAUGGAUUGUUCAGAAGAAGAUCAAUUCACAAGAUGGAUUGCCAGUUGAUUGUGUUUUGAAGAAGGAGAAAAAAGAUAAGAAGACGAUGGGUAGCACACAAAAUCUUACGAACAAGGAGGUGAUAAAGACUGAGAAGAAAGCUGGAAUUCCACUAAGAAAGACUGACAAUGGGUCAUCUUUUUGCAGGAAUUCUUCUGGUUCUUUGCUAGCUUCUUCAACCUCUUUUUUUCUUCAGUUUAAACUCUACACAGAGUCUAAUGUUUUCGACUUUGUGAAGACACAAAAAUCCAUGAAAUUACCUAUCGUUUCUUACUUUCACAGGAGGGGUAUCGAGGUUUUCCUUGACCAGGUUACGUUUUGGCAAAACGUAUGUUAG